Pocillopora meandrina is the source of this 534-nucleotide messenger RNA. The record is from the annotation of a GenBank genome assembly. Lineage: Eukaryota; Metazoa; Cnidaria; Anthozoa; Scleractinia; Pocilloporidae.
AUGUUAAUGUAUGAAAUAAAUAUAACAAUUGACAACGAGAAAAAGAGCACAGUUACUGGCGGCUUUACUUUGAAAAUUUUUGUUUACCGCAGACCAAAACUUCACAACAAGCACAAAUUUUGCGUUUUUUUUACAAAUGCCGUAAUCUGAUUGGCUGCGUAACUUGCUAUCAAGAGAAAAUAAUGACCCCAUUAUUUUCUCUUGUCGCUGUCUAUUUCGCGAUAGAUAGCUUCGCCGUUAUUUAAAUCCUUGAAGGAUCGAAAGCUGAAUACGAGAAAUCUAGGUAACUUGAUCAUGAAAAGCGAAGUCAAAAGUGAGAACCUUUUCUCUUUUAUUACAGUUGACGAAGGUUGGUCGGAUUGGAGUGAAUGGACUCCCUGCAGCGAAGAAUGUGGCAAAGGGAUUCAAGAGCGUGCUCGUAACUGCACCCGACCGGAGCCUAAUUUUGGCGGGAAACCUUGCGAAGGACAGGCUGAGGAAAUUCGAGAGUGCAACAACAACUGUGAAAAAGACAUAUUCGGCCGUUUUUUAUAA